GUGGCUUUCUGUAAUUCGAUAGUCGACACUCGUUUGCUCGACACUUUAAUUCGAUAUCGAAUGCGCGACGAUCCCAUUUUGGUUCCCGUAUUUCGAUACUUGUACUAUCGUUUUCAUAUUUUCGGAAGUGUUUGGAAAGUGGUUUAUAGUUGUCAAAAAGUGCACGAAAGCAAUAAAAAUUAAAAGUAAAUAUGUACAAUUGGCGCUAUUUUUUAAUAUUGGAAGAUUUUAAUGAAGAAAACUCUUCAAUAAAUAGAAGGAGAAUACGCGAUGCGUCGAAUCCAAUGGAAUUGCCCGAUUUAUACUUCCAAACAAAAUACCGACUGACCAAGGAGGUUUUUAUGUACGUCCUUUGUGAAAUAAACCUUAGAGAAGGACUUAGGAGUACAUAUAUACCUCCAAUUUUGAGGCUAGCUGCAACGCUGGAGAUAUUAGCAGGUGGCGGUUACCAGUGGCAAACUGGUGGCGCACACACAGCAGCAAUGGGGCAUAGUACUCUGUCGAAGAUAUUUCGCAGCACAUUAUCGUCGAUGGAAGAAACUCUAUGCAACCAAUGGAUAUCUUUCGAAAAAAGCUUCCAGCCGUGCAAAGAGUGGUUCCAUGAAAAAUAUAACUUUCCGGGAAUUGUUGGUGCCGUAGAUGGUACUCAUUUAAUGCUGUUGAGGCCUAUUGAGAACGAGCAUAUAUACUUCAACAGGAAAGGAAAGCAUAGCAUAAACGCGAUGAUUAUAUGUGACCAUAAAUUAAGAAUAAAAGCUAUAUGCCCACAGUACGGAGGAGCUGCGCACGAUUCCUUUGUUUGGAAAGCCUCCAAUGAGAGGAAGGUGAUGGAGCGGCGCUAUAAUAAUGGAGAUACAAGUUCGUGGCUAUUAGGUGAGUGA
Messenger RNA from Anastrepha obliqua, 881 nucleotides. RefSeq names its product putative nuclease HARBI1. The coding region runs from base 192 to 881 and encodes 229 amino acids. The record is from RefSeq and is a predicted model, not a curated record. Lineage: Eukaryota; Metazoa; Arthropoda; Insecta; Diptera; Tephritidae. The transcript has 4 exons.